This is a messenger RNA of Peronospora belbahrii, 963 nucleotides long. NCBI's taxonomy places the organism in Eukaryota, Oomycota, Peronosporomycetes, Peronosporales, Peronosporaceae. The record is from the annotation of a GenBank genome assembly.
AUGUUUCAACAGCCAUACACGACGGAGUAUGUACAAAAUGCACCAAAUAUUGACCCAAUUAAACCGGAGCAAAAGAAUGCUGAAGUGAAGACUAUUUGCCAAGAUUGGCCAUUUGCACUACUUUUUGUAGUGAAUGUGGGUGUUAUUAUCGCACUAAUGGGCUUAUGGGGCAUCAAGACGCUGACGGAUCCGGAAAAUAACUCGAGCGAGCUAUUGUCGGGUGAUGAUACAAAGGUUGCGAUCGUUAUUGCCACUGGCAUGGCCGUUGUGUCCAUGACAUUGGCUCUACUGCUGGUUAAGCUUAUUGUAGCCUACGCACGUGUCAUGAUUCUAUUCGUGCUUUGGUUCAAUGUGGUCAUUUCAUUUGCUUUUGCAGGUUAUGGAUUCAUGAUUGGCAAUGUUUUUAUUGCUGUUAUUGGUCUCCUCAUUGCUCUCUUGAACCUUUGCUACGCUCGUGCCGUGCAGCACCGCAUCCCGUUUGCUGUUGCCAACUUGCGUGUGGCUGAAGGUGCGAUUGCUAAGCAUUCGUCCACCUAUGCGGUAUCGAUUGUUUUCACUAUUGUUCAGAUCGUGUGGGUGGUAAUAUGGGCGAUGGCUUUACUUGGUGUCGCCAACAAGAUUGCUAAAAACAAUCCGAGCUCUACGAGUACCACAACGUCUUCGAGAUAUACGUACAAGCAGUCGGGGGUUUCAUAUGUUGCGUACUUUUUCCUGCUCCUGUCAUUCUACUGGGGCCUUCAGGUUUUCAAGAACGUUGCUCACACUACCGUCGCGGGUACGGUCGCGACAUUCUGGUACAACGCAGAGUCAUCUGGUGCUACGGGUGCCUCACUGAAGCGUAGCAUGACUUCAUCAUUCGGAUCCAUUUGCUUUGGCUCGCUCAUUGUCGCCUUUUUUGCAGGCGCUUCGCGCGUUGGCGGAAAAUGGGCGCCAGGAGGGGAGCGCCUUGGCAUGUGUUGCUGA